AUGUGUUAACAAUGCACAUUAUAUUCUUCUGAAGGGUGUCAUAGUUGUGGCACUACUUGUAAAUUAUGCUAAGCAAACCAAAUAAGUAAUUGCGUAAAUUGCUAUGAAACAAUGCAAAUUAGUGGAAGCUAAUGCAUUUGUAGAAAUCCAUAAGACUAAAGGAAUAUCUUCUAUCAGUGUAGUUAUGAUAAUUAUGCUGUUGUUUAAGCAAUCUUUGAUAGCAUAUCUCCAAUUUUAACACUUGAAUUUGGGUCUAAUUUAGUAAAUAUAAAUAAUCUUACAUGUGACCAAAUAUUUGAUUCUGCUACAUAUCUGUUGCUGGGUUCUAAUUCUAGCUGUGAAAUAAGUUAAACCAAAAUAGUUGUUUCCUUGAGUAAUGAUGCAAUCAUUAUGGCUAACUACACAUUAGGAUUUAAAAGUAAUUUUCUGUAAUUCUAAGGAUACACAAAAUAUAUAGAUACUUUCUAUUUGGUAUCAGUAAAAAUUCAUGUAAUGACAUUUCUUUUGGAGUUAAAUCUGUUUUAAAUGAUGCCAAAAGAAGUUUCUUUUAUUUGUAAUGGAGCUUUGAUCCACUUUAAGGUUUGA
This is a messenger RNA of Tetrahymena thermophila SB210, 585 nucleotides long. RefSeq names its product surface protein with EGF domain and furin-like repeat protein. NCBI's taxonomy places the organism in Eukaryota, Ciliophora, Oligohymenophorea, Hymenostomatida, Tetrahymenidae. The record is from RefSeq and is a predicted model, not a curated record. The transcript has 3 exons.